Thunnus maccoyii (southern bluefin tuna) is the source of this 6784-nucleotide messenger RNA. It is a transcript of the gene agrn, whose product is annotated as agrin. Gene Ontology annotation, molecular function: calcium ion binding; serine-type endopeptidase inhibitor activity; laminin binding. Gene Ontology annotation, biological process: central nervous system development; negative regulation of serine-type peptidase activity; G protein-coupled acetylcholine receptor signaling pathway. The transcript has 36 exons. Lineage: Eukaryota; Metazoa; Chordata; Actinopteri; Scombriformes; Scombridae. The record is from RefSeq and is a predicted model, not a curated record. The coding region runs from base 339 to 6614 and encodes 2091 amino acids.
UGUGAGAGAGACAGAGGAAAAGAGAGGGGGAGAGAGAAGUGCAGUUGCAUUCCUGAAGAGAGAGAUCCCUGCCCCUUCCUCCUCCUUCCUCCUCCUUCCUCUCUUCCCCUCUAGUUUCCCAGCCGGCGGCGGCAGAGAGGGAUUUUUAACCCGGGCUGCAGAUGCGGGGAGCUGGGCUGCGGAGUGAAAGAGACACUGGUAGUCCGUAGGGAAGUUGUGGAAAGGAGGCUCGGCGCAAAAAUUAACGCAAUAGUUUUAACUUUUGUUUUCGGACGCCCCGGGCGGUAAAUUUUAAUUCUAGGAAAGUUAACUUUUGGGGUUACAUCCGUGUGGUGGUCAUGGGCUCCCAGCGGACAGUCCGGGCCGGCCGGACAGCGCUGCUCCUAGCGGGGCUGCUCGCGGCUCUGUUGCAGCGCUGCACCGCAAGUUGCCCGGAGAAAGACUUGGAGGACAGGGAAGAGGAGGCCAACAUAGUUUUGACCGGCACAGUGGACGAAAUUAUUAACAUGGACCCGGUGCAUAAUACCUAUUCUUGCAAGGUCAGGGUGUGGCGCUACUUGAAAGGGAAGGGUCAAGUCAACCGUGAAAUUCUCCUGGAUGGCGGCAACAAGCUGAUGAUCGGCGGCUUUGGCAACCCCGGGAUCUGCGACAAUCAAGUAGCCACGGGCGACACUCGCAUAUUCUUUCUCAAUCCUGCCCCGGAGUCCAUGGGGCCAGAACACAAGAACGAACUUAUGCUCAACUCAAGUCUGAUGAGGAUUACCCUGCGCAACCUGGAGGACGUGGAGCACUGUGUGGAAGACAAACCUCCUCACUUCACACUGGCCCAGGCUCCUGAUGGCUGCAGAGGGAUGCUGUGUGGCUUCGGCGCUGUAUGUGAGCGAGACCCAAAUGACCCCGGCAAAGCUGAGUGUGUUUGCAAGAGAGUGGAUUGUCCGUCCUUGGUAGCGCCUGUUUGUGGCUCCGAUUCAUCCACCUACUCCAACGAGUGCGAGUUGGAGAAAGCACAGUGCAACGCACAGCGACGCAUCAAGGUGCUGCGCAAGGGACCCUGCUCUCUGAAGGACCCCUGCACCGAGGUGACCUGUAGCUACGGCAGCACCUGUGUCCAGUCGUCAGAUGGCUUGUCGGCUAAAUGCAUGUGCCCCCUCGGCUGCGAGGGCACACCGGAGAAGACUGUGUGCGGCAGUGAUGGAAAGGACUACCGCAACGAGUGCGAGCUUCAUCAGCACGCCUGCAAGAACCAGAAGAACAUACGAGUGCAAUACCAAGGGCACUGCGACCCGUGUAAAGACAGCGAGAACAGUCUGAACACAAUGUGCCGGGUCGAGGCCCACACCCGCCAGCCCCUCAUCUACAGCCCACCGGAAUCAUGCCCCCCAAGUCUGGAGCCACUGUGCGCCAGCGACGGCCAAACCUACCGCAGCGAGUGCGCCAUGACAUCUACAGGCAUUCAGAAAGGCAUCAAGCUCAGGAAGAUCCAUGCAGGACCGUGCAGAAGGCAGGAGGAGUGUAAGGAGGAGUGUCUCUUCAACGCCGUGUGUCUGGUGGAGCAGCUGACCGCCCGCUGCUCCUGCGAUCCCAUCGAGUGCGACGGGACUUACAAGCCUGUUUGCGGCAAGGACGGCCACACCUACACCAACGACUGUGUGCGACGCAAGGCGGAGUGUCUGGGCAGGACCCUCAUCCCCAUCAAGCACCAAGGGCCUUGUGAUCUCAACGUACUGAGCCCCUGCUUGGAUAAGGUGUGCGAUCAUGGGGCGGUGUGCGUGGUCAAGAACAACGAGCCGGUGUGCGAGUGCCCCGAGGCCUGCCCGCAAACGUCCGACCCGGUGUGUGGAUCCGACGGCCACAGUUACGGCAGCCCCUGCGAGAUGCGAGCCAUGGGUUGUGCCCUUCAGAAGGCCAUUCUCAUCCAACACAAAGGACCCUGCGAUGAGACUUGUGCCAACUGCUCCUUUGGGGCAAUCUGUGAUGCCCAGAGUGGGCAGUGUGUUUGUGCAUCGGAGUGUGUGGAGUCCCACCAGCCCGUGUGUGGCAGCGAUGGCACUACCUACAACAGCGAGUGUGAGCUGCAUGUGCGGGCCUGCAAAGAACAGAUGGACCUCCGAGUGGUCAGCCAGGGAGAGUGCAAAACAUGCGGCAGCACUGUUUGUGCCUGGGGCGCGCGGUGUGUCCAGAAUAAGUGCGAGUGCCCACAGUGCUCAGGCGAGGCCUUCUCUCCGGUGUGUGGAAGUGACGGCACUACCUACGACAAUGAGUGUGAACUUCACGUGUCCUCCUGCAUGCAGAAGAGGAGAAUUGAUGUGGCAAAGCGCGGCAGCUGUGAUGAAGAUUGUGGCUCAGGAGGGUCAGGUUCAGGCUUGGAGAGCUGCGAACAGGACCGCUGUCGCAUGUUUGGAGGCUCAUGGGACGAGGACGCAGAAGACGACCGCUGUGUGUGUGACUUCACGUGUCAAAGUGUGCCCCACAACCCGGUUUGUGGCUCAGAUGGAAAAACCUAUAGCAACGAGUGUGAGCUGAAGAAGGCCAGAUGUGAGAAACAAGAGCACUUGUUGAUUCAGAACCAGGGACCCUGUGCAGUGAUUUCAGCCACAUCUCCGCCUGAGCCGACAGCACCCCAGCACUGCAGCCUGUCUGUGUACGGAUGCUGCUCCGACAACGUGACGGCUGCCUUAGGUGUCGGACUGGCUGGAUGUCCCAGUACCUGUUUGUGUAAUGUCUAUGGCUCCUACAAGGGGACAUGUGAUCCAGCCACCGGUCAGUGCUCUUGUAAGCCCGGUGUUGGGGGACAGAAGUGCGACCGCUGUGAACCGGGCUUCUGGAACUUCCGUGGCAUUGUGACGGAGAACAUAAGCGGCUGCACACCAUGUAACUGCGACGCUACGGGCUCCGUCCGGGACGACUGCGAACAGAUGUCGGGUCUGUGUUCCUGCAAGACAGGAGUGAAGGGCAUGAAGUGCAAUGUGUGUCCAGAUGGAAGCAAGAUGGGCAUGAAUGGCUGCGACAAAGGUCCAAAUACCAUGACUUCAUGUGAAGAGUUGGUGUGCAAUUUUGGAGCUUCUUGCAUCGAGGAGAACGGCCAAGCCCACUGUGAGUGUCCUUCGCCUGACUGCGAUGAGAAAAACAAAACCAAGGUGUGUGGCUCAGAUGGGGUGACCUAUGCUGACCAGUGCCAGCUGAGGACCAUAGCCUGUAGGCAGGACAAGGACAUCACAGUGCAACACUUUGGACAAUGCACAGAAACCAUCUCCGAGCCGGCAGAACGACCCACCCUUAUCCCCCCCGCCUCUCACCCCAGCUCAACCUCUGCCGCCACCAUCACCACCCCUGCCCCCCUCCACCCCAACGUGGUGUGGGCCAUCCCGCCUCCGAGGACAACGGAGACAGAGACAGAGCCGUCCCCGGCCACCACCCCCUCUUCCACCAUCACCCACAAACCCUCGCGAUCAAACCACCGCCACUCCAUCCACACCCAGCCUCAGCCGCCGCGGUCCACCGCCGCAGCCGCCGCCACCACCACCUCCUCCUCUCGCAGCAGGCCUACCCCCUCCGCUGCUGCGGUCUCCUUCGAGGGCUCGGGCAGCGGGGAGCCAAGCGGAGACGACCAGACAGAGGAGGGGGAGGAGGAUCUGGAAGAGGAAGCCGGUAGCGGCGUCCCAACAGAGGCCAGUGGGGCAGAGGAGCCUGUCGGUCCCACAGUGGCAAGCACCACUGUACCCACAGCUGAGGACAGGUCUUCCUGUGACAACAUGGCGUUCGGCUGCUGCCCUGACGGCAAGACACCGUCCAGCACUCCAGAGGGCGCCAACUGUCCCUCUACCAUGAGAUUCAGCGGUUUCCUGCACUUGGACCAGGUGGAGGGACAGGAAGUUUUCUACACCCCCGAGAUGGAAGACCCUAAGUCGGAGCUGUUUGGAGAGACGGCCCGCAGCAUAGAGAGCGCUCUCAAUGAGUUAUUCAGGAAGUCGGAGGUGCGCAGAGACUUUAUGAGCGUUCGUGUCCGUAACCUGGCACCCAGCAACUCCAUCCUGGCCUUUGUGGAGGCCCACUUCAAACCAGAUACAAGAUACACGGUGGAGGACAUCGAAGGAGCCCUGCUGAAACAGCUGAAGGCCUCCAGAGAGACUAGCAUCGCCGUGAAGAAGCCGGAGGACGAGAAUAUACGCUUCACCAAUUAUGGCCUCUCCUCCAUCCCCUUCUUCACCACCACCACCACCACCACAGCGUCGAUAACCACAGCCGCUCCCACCACAACUACCACCACAACCACCACCAGGCCUCCGCCAACCUCCCCCUACAUCACCCGUCGCCCGCCGGGCACUACCCGCAGGCCCUACAACAACAGGCGCACCACCACCACCACCUCAGCGCCGGUCACCACACCACUCCCCACCACCACCAAAGCAGCCAUCACCACGACCGCGCUGCCUCCCGCCACCACCGUUGCCCACGUCAGAGGAAAACUUCACCACAAGGCCCAGAAGCCCUGCGACUCCCACCCCUGCCUCCACGGGGGGACCUGCGAGGAAGACGGCAACGACUUCAGCUGCAAGUGCCCCGCCGGACGAGGAGGCGCCGUGUGUGAGAAGGUGAUCAAGUACUUCAUCCCAUCAUUUGGCGGCCAGUCCUACUUGGCCUUCCAAACCAUGAGCGCUUAUCACACGGUCCGCAUCGCCAUGGAGUUCAGAGCGUCCGAGAUGACGGGCAUCCUGCUCUACAACGGCCAGGACGGCAAGAAGGACUUCAUCUCUCUGGCUCUGGUCAACAGCAGGGUGGAGCUCAGGUUCAACACAGGUUCGGGCACAGGCACCUUGGUUAGCAAAGUCCAAAUCAGCCAAGGCCGCUGGCAUCAGCUGGUGGUUACUCGCAAUCGACGCAACGCCAUGCUCAGCGUGGACAACGAGCCGCACAUUGAGGGCGAGAGUCCACGUGGCACAGAUGGCCUGAACCUCGACACCCACCUUUUCAUUGGAGGAGUAACCGAGGAAAUGAAGCAGGAUGUAAGGGAAAGAACAGCGGUGGCCACAGGUCUGGUAGGCUGCAUCCGCUUGCUUGAUGUCAACAACCGGGUGCUCAACCUGCAGGAGAACGGGGGCGACAGUCUGUACGGCAGCGGUGUGGGUGAAUGUGGCAACAACCCCUGCCAGCCAAAUCCAUGCAAGAACGGUGCAGCAUGCCAGGUCAAGGAGGCAGAGAUGUUCCACUGCAAGUGCAGCAAAGGAUUCUGGGGUCCAACUUGUGCUGACGUCCAUGACCCAUGCGAGCCCAACAGGUGCCAUCAAUCCUCCCAGUGCCAGGCGCUGCCCGAGGGAGGCUACAAGUGCGAGUGUCCAAUGGGACGUGAAGGGAGGCACUGUGAGAAAGUGACUGAGAGAAGAGGGGCUUACAUGCCACUAUUCAACGGAGACUCUUACCUGGAGCUGAAGGGGCUGCAUCUCUACGGCCAUGAUCUGCGUCAAAAGGUCAGCAUGACAGUGGUUCUCAUGGCCAACGACUCCAACGGUUUGAUCUUCUACAACGGCCAAAAAACGGACGGAAGAGGAGACUUCAUCUCUCUGUCCCUCAAUGAAGGGAUCCUGGAGUUCCGCUACGACCUGGGCAAGGGACCUGCUACCAUCAGGAGUAAGGAACCCAUCCAGCUUAACGUGUGGAACGUCAUCGACCUGGAGCGCUCCAACCGCAAAGGAGAGAUCAUGGUGAACAAGAAGGACCCUGUCCGAGGAGAGGCACCAAACCUGCACGUAGAUCUUAACCUGAAAGAGUCUCUCUUUGUCGGUGGAGCUCCCGAUUACAGCCGGCUGGCAAGAGUCGCUGCUCUCACAGAUGGCUUCAAGGGAACAAUCCAAAAGAUCAUUCUGAUGGGUACGCCCAUCCUCAGAGAGGAGAAUGCCCAGCGUUCCAGCAACGUUGCCAUGUUCCAAGAACAUCCAUGUUCCCAGGAGCCCUGUCACAAUGGCGGGCGCUGCAACCCCCAGCUGGACACCUACGAGUGCGUUUGCCUCAGCGGUUUCUCAGGGGGACACUGUCAGAACGCCAUUUACGAGAAGUCUGCCGGGGAGACCGAGGCCAUCGCCUUUGAUGGGCGGACGUUCAUCGAGUACCACAAUGCUGUUACAAAGAGUGAGAAGGCUCUGCUGGUGAACAAAUUUGAGCUGAGUAUCCGGACGGAGGCAACUCAGGGCCUGGUGCUGUGGAGCGGGAAGGGUGUGGAGCGCUCAGACUACAUCGCUCUGGCCAUCGUGGACGGACACGUCCAGAUGACGUACGACUUGGGCUCCAAGCCCGUGGUGCUGCGCUCCUCCGUGCGUGUCAACACCAACCGCUGGAUACGCAUCAAGGCCAGCAGAGCACUCAGAGACGGCUCUCUACAGGUUGGCAAUGAGGCAGCGGUAACAGGGUCAUCGCCUUUGGCAGCAACACAGCUGGACACAGACGGAGCGCUCUGGUUGGGUGGUCUGGAGGAGCUGGCCGUGGCCCGUCGGUUGCCCAAGGCCUACAGCACCGGUUUUGUCGGCUGCGUCAAGGAUGUCGUCGUGGACGGCGUGGAGCUCCACCUGGUGGAAGACGCCUUAAACAGCCCCAAAAUAUUACACUGUUCCGCCGCAAAAUAACCCGGCAGAGACAACAUGUUGAGAGAAAUGGAGAAAAAAAAAAAACAAGAUACCCUCCCACCCGCUCCCUCCAUAGCGCCCAUGUCUCCUGCUGUAAUUAUUUUCUAUUUUUGUAUACUUUUCAUCGCUUUUUAUAUGGAAAGAAAAUGAAUAUGUUGUUUUAAUUUUUG